This is a messenger RNA of Alternaria ventricosa, 342 nucleotides long. RefSeq lists its product as uncharacterized. NCBI's taxonomy places the organism in Eukaryota, Fungi, Ascomycota, Dothideomycetes, Pleosporales, Pleosporaceae. The record is from RefSeq and is a predicted model, not a curated record. Bases 1 to 342 code for a protein of 113 amino acids. The transcript is spliced from 2 exons.
AUGUGCCAAAUGGUUCUAGAAAUCUGCCCCCUCUGCAAGUUCUGCGGCCCCUUACACAGACCCUACAUGAAGAUAAGACACUCCCUCGAACCAUGCUCCAACGCAGCAACAGCGGGACCCUGCCGCAACCCUCCUGAAGUAGACAGGCAGGGCGAAGACGUAUGCCGACGCUGCAUCAACCUGGCUAAUGAGAAGAAGAAGCAAGAUGAGAAGAAGAAGAAGGACGACGAUAAGAAGAAGGACAAGGAUAAGAGGGCGCAAGAUAAGGUGGUCAAGGCGGCGAGGAUGAAGGCCUGGAGUAAGAGCAAUAAGGCGGAGAAUGAUGCUAUUAAGAAACUUUGA